AUGUAUGUUCUUUUGAUUUCAGGCAAAAGCAAAGAAGCUGAGAUAAAAAGAAUAAACAAAGAACUAGCAAACAUUCGCUCAAAAUUUAAAGGUGACAAGGCUCUGGAUGGCUACAGUAAGAAAAAAUACGUCUGCAAGCUGCUUUUCAUCUUUCUCCUGGGGCAUGACAUUGACUUUGGUCACAUGGAGGCUGUAAAUCUGCUCAGUUCUAAUAGAUACACAGAAAAACAAAUAGGGUACCUUUUCAUCUCUGUACUAGUGAACUCUAACAGUGAGCUGAUUCGCUUAAUAAACAACGCGAUCAAGAACGAUCUGGCCAGCCGCAACCCCACCUUCAUGGGGCUAGCUCUGCACUGUAUCGCUAACGUGGGUAGCCGGGAGAUGGCGGAAGCAUUUGCUGGAGAAAUUCCAAAAAUACUUGUAGCUGGAGAUACUAUGGAUAGUGUGAAACAGAGUGCUGCGUUAUGCCUGCUGCGUCUAUAUCGAACUUCUCCUGACCUUGUCCCCAUGGGAGACUGGACAUCCAGGGUGGUACAUCUCCUCAAUGACCAGCACUUGGGUGUGGUUACUGCAGCUACAAGUCUGAUUACUACUUUGGCACAGAAGAACCCAGAAGAGUUCAAAACUUCAGUCUCUUUGGCAGUGUCAAGAUUAAGCAGAAUUGUAACCUCUGCAUCAACAGAUCUUCAAGAUUAUACUUACUACUUUGUUCCUGCUCCUUGGUUAUCUGUGAAACUUCUGAGGCUGUUACAGUGCUAUCCACCUCCAGAAGACCCUGCGGUACGUGGUCGUCUCACAGAAUGCCUGGAAACUAUUCUUAACAAAGCCCAGGAGCCACCAAAAUCUAAGAAAGUGCAGCACUCGAAUGCCAAGAAUGCUGUGCUGUUUGAGGCAAUAAGCUUAAUAAUACAUCAUGACAGUGAGCCAAAUCUACUAGUCCGUGCCUGUAACCAGCUAGGUCAGUUCUUGCAGCACCGAGAAACUAAUUUGCGUUACCUAGCACUGGAAAGCAUGUGCACGCUUGCCAGCUCUGAAUUCUCACAUGAGGCUGUGAAAACACACAUAGAAACAGUUAUCAAUGCAUUGAAGACUGAGAGAGAUGUGAGUGUGCGUCAGAGAGCUGUAGAUCUCCUGUAUGCAAUGUGUGACCGAAGCAAUGCUCAACAGAUUGUGGCUGAAAUGCUGAAUUAUUUGGAGACUGCUGAUUAUUCCAUUAGAGAAGAAAUUGUGCUAAAAGUUGCAAUUCUAGCUGAGAAGUAUGCAGUGGAUUAUACCUGGUAUGUGGAUACAAUCUUGAAUCUGAUCCGCAUUGCUGGUGACUAUGUCAGUGAAGAAGUAUGGUACCGUGUUAUUCAGAUUGUCAUUAACAGGGAUGAUGUUCAAGGGUAUGCAGCAAAGACUGUUUUUGAGGCCCUUCAAGCUCCAGCAUGCCAUGAGAAUCUUGUAAAAGUAGGUGGCUAUAUCUUGGGAGAAUUUGGAAAUCUGAUAGCAGGUGAUCCAAGGUCAAGUCCCCUCAUCCAGUUCAACUUGCUGCACUCCAAGUUUCAUCUGUGUAGUGUUCCUACCCGAGCUCUGCUUCUGUCUACCUACAUCAAGUUCGUGAACCUGUUUCCAGAAAUCAAAACAACAAUUCAGGAUGUAUUGCGCAGUGACAGUCAGCUUAAGAAUGCCGAUGUUGAGCUGCAGCAGAGAGCUGUUGAAUAUCUGAGGCUCAGUACCAUUGCCAGUACUGAUAUAUUGGCUACAGUGCUAGAAGAAAUGCCUCCCUUUCCGGAGCGGGAGUCUUCCAUUUUGGCUAAGCUGAAGAAGAAGAAGGGGCCUGGCACAGUUACUGACCUGGAAGAGAUCAAAAAGGAGAGGAGUUCUGAUAUGAAUGGAAGUGCUGAACCUGCCUCUGUCAAUGCUAGCGCUGUUUCUACUCCUUCUCCAUCUGCGGAUCUACUGGGUCUGGGUGCAGCCCCUCUUAGCAACUCAGCUCCACCACCUGCUUCUAGCGGUAGCCUGCUUGUGGAUGUAUUUUCAGAUUCAGCUUCUGCAGUUGCACCUCUUGCUCCUGGUUCUGAUGACAACUUUGCGAGCCCUGACCUGGCUUCAUCUGAGGUAGUUUCUGAGGAACCAGCUGAUACUGUGCAUGAUGCUGAUGAGCUUUUUCACAAGUUUGUGUGUAAAAAUAAUGGAGUCUUAUUUGAAAAUCAGUUGCUACAAAUUGGACUGAAGUCUGAAUUUCGGCAGAACCUGGGACGUAUGUUCAUAUUCUAUGGCAAUAAGACAUCAACUCAGUUCCUGAAUUUUACUCCAACAGUAAUCUGCUCGGAUGACCUUCAGUCAAAUAUCAAUCUCCAGACAAAACCUGUUGACCCCACAGUGGACGGAGGUGCGCAGGUGCAGCAGGUUGUGAACAUUGAGUGUGUGUCAGACUUUAUGGAAGCGCCAAUCCUGAACAUUCAGUUCAGGUAUGGUGGGACAUUUCAAAAUCUUUCAGUAAAGCUACCCAUCACACUGAAUAAGUUUUUUCAGCCUACAGAGAUGUCUUCUCAAGACUUCUUCCAGCGUUGGAAACAGCUGAGCAAUCCUAAACAAGAAGUACAGAAUAUCUUUAAAGCGAAACACCCGAUGGACGCAGAGAUCACAAAAGCAAAGAUAAUUGGCUUUGGAUCUGCUCUGCUUGAAGAGGUAGAUCCCAAUCCUGCUAACUUUGUUGGUGCUGGUAUCAUACAUACAAAAACUACUCAGAUUGGAUGCUUGCUGCGUCUUGAACCCAACCUGCAGGCACAGAUGUAUAGGCUCACACUACGAACAAGUAAAGAAGCUGUAUCUCAGAGAUUAUGUGAAUUGCUGUCAGAACAAUUUUAAUAUUAACCAUGUCAUUGUUUUGUUUUCCCAUUUAUAUCAUUGUUAUCAUACUGCAAAUAAAUGUCUUGUACAUCA
Tinamus guttatus (white-throated tinamou) is the source of this 2928-nucleotide messenger RNA. NCBI's taxonomy places the organism in Eukaryota, Metazoa, Chordata, Aves, Tinamiformes, Tinamidae. The record is from RefSeq and is a predicted model, not a curated record.